AUGGAGCUUGAAGAACAGAAAAUUUUUUUCCAUGGAACAUUAGAGAUUACAAUCUUUGAUGCAAUACCCUUUUCUCCUUCAUUUACUUUCAAUUGUAUAUAUACAAAGCCAAGAUCAGCUUACGUGACUAUCAAGAUAAACAAGAAGAAGGUUGCUAAAACAAGCUCAGAACAAGAUCGUAUUUGGAACCAGACAUUUCAGAUCCUCUGCGCGCAUCCGGUUUCCGACACGACGGUUACCAUCACGUUAAAGACUCACUGUUCUGUUCUCGGAAGAUUCCGGGUCUCGGCGGAACAGAUUCUGACUUCUGAUCCAGCAGUUAUCAAUGGUUUCUUCCCUUUGGUUGCAGAAAAUGGUUCAACGAAACCUAACUUGAAGCUCAAGUUUAUGAUGUGGUUCAGACCGGCUUAUUUAGAACCGGGAUGGUGCAAAACGCUUGAAGGAGAGUCUUUUCAAGGUAUUAGGAACGCGAACUUCCCUCAGAGAUCGAAUUGUAGAGUCGUACUGUAUCAAGAUGCGCACCACAAGGCGACUUUUGAUCCUAGGGCUCGUGAUGUUUCUUAUAACGCAAGAAAUCUAUGGGAAGAUGUUUACAAAGCGAUUGAAAGCGCUAGGCAUUUGGUUUACAUCGCAGGAUGGGCACUAAACCCUAAUCUUGUUCUCGUACGCGACGAUGAAACUGAGAUCCCACACGCAGUUGGAGUGACGAUCGGUGAGCUUUUGAAACGGAAAGGAGAGGAAGGCGUAGCGGUGAGAGUAAUGUUGUGGAACGAUGAGACGUCAUUACCGAUGAUCAAGAACAAAGGUCUAAUGCGAACAAAUGACGAAACAGCUCUUGCGUAUUUCAAAGACACAAAUGUUGUCUGUAGAUUGUGUCCAAGAUCGCACAGGAAGCUCCCUACGGCGUUCGCACACCACCAAAAGACAAUCACAGUGGACACGCGUGUAGCAAACACGAACACUAAGGAACGAGAAAUCAUGAGCUUUCUCGGCGGUUUCGAUCUUUGCGAUGGCCGAUAUGACACGGAGGAGCAUUCUCUAUUCGGUACAAUAAAGACGGCGGAUGAUUUUUAUCAGACGAGUGUCGCCGGAGCUAAGCUGAGCAAAGGUGGACCUAGAGAGCCAUGGCACGAUUGUCACGUGUGUGUGGUCGGGGCAGUGGCAUGGGAUGUUUUGAAGAACUUUGAACAGAGAUGGACGAAACAGUGUAAUCCUUCAGUGUUGGUUAACACUUCAGGGAUUAGAAACUUGGUGAAUCGAACCGGACCAACGGAGGAACCUGAUCGGAAAUGGAAUGUUCAAGUUCUGAGAUCGAUAGAUCAUGUGUCAGCCACAGAGAUGCCGAGAGGUUUACCGGUCGAGAAGAGCGUACAUGACAGCUACGUCGCAGCGAUUAGAAAGGCUGAUAGGUUUAUAUAUAUUGAAAAUCAGUAUUUCAUGGGAAGCUGUGAACAUUGGGAGAACAAGAACGACAAAAUCUGCAGCGGAUGCACAAACUUGAUACCUGUCGAAAUAGCGUUAAAGAUUGCUGCUAAGAUACGCGAAAAGCAGAGAUUUGCGGUGUAUAUAGUGAUACCGAUGUGGCCAGAAGGGCCACCGGAAAGCGAAACGGUUGAAGAGAUGCUUCAUUGGACGAGAGAAACGAUGUCGAUGAUGUAUCGGAUCAUCGGAGAGGCGAUAUGGGAAACCGGAGAAGGAUCACAUCCUAGGGAUUAUCUAAACUUCUUCUGUCUAGCAAACAGAGAAGAAAAGAAAAACGGAGAGUUUGAAGCGGGUUCAUCGCCGCAUCCGAAAACUCAAUACUGGAACGCGCAAAAGAACCGGAGAUUUAUGGUCUAUGUCCACUCCAAGCUUAUGAUAGUGGACGACGCUUACAUUUUGAUAGGAUCAGCCAAUAUAAACCAGAGAUCAAUGGAUGGUUCUCGCGACACCGAGAUUGCAAUAGGUUGCUACCAGACCGAUACAACCAACACCAAUGAAAUCCAAGCAUACAGGUUAUCGCUCUGGUACGAGCAUAGCGGAGGCCAGAUCACGGCGAAUGAGUUAUCAUCAUUGGAGCCAGAGAGUUUGGAAUGCGUCCGAGGGUUGCGGACAAUUGGAGAGAGGAUGUGGGAGAUUUACAGCAGAGACAAGGUUGUGGACAUGAACGGUGUCCAUUUGGUCGUGUACCCAAUUAGUGUGACGAGAGAUGGUGCGGUUGAGGAAGUCGGUGAUGGAGUUUUUCCUGAUACCAAGACGUUGGUGAAAGGAAAGAGGUCCAAGAUGUUGCCUCCUGUUCUAACCACCUGA
Arabis nemorensis is the source of this 2289-nucleotide messenger RNA. The record is from the annotation of a GenBank genome assembly. NCBI's taxonomy places the organism in Eukaryota, Viridiplantae, Streptophyta, Magnoliopsida, Brassicales, Brassicaceae.